CGCGCGGGGAGCUCGAGGACCUCCAGUCCCGGGACGGAAGUCCUUCCCGCGGUUCUACCGGAACGUGCCGUCAAGUUUCAGAGAAACCCGCUCCUGCGUGCUCAGCGCCGCGCGCGCGUCCGGAGGCGCGCAGAAAGACCCAAAGCUUCUCACCAUGGAGCGCGCGAUCCUGCUGUUGAUGAUGAUGAUGAUGAAGGUCAGCGCAGCCGCGCCGACCGCGCAGGCGUCCCGGAGCGGCGCAGCCCCGUUAGCUACCAGAGCAAUGAGGAACAGACGCUACGCCAUCAACCCGCUGGGAUACAAGUGGACUCACCAUAACAUCACCUACAGGAUCAUCAAGUUUCCCAACACUCUGAACAUGGAGGACACGAGGAAGGCCAUCAGCAUCGCCUUCACCAAGUGGAGCGACGUCUCACCUUUGACCUUCACUGAACUUCCUGAUGGAAACUCCAGCGUUGACAUCACUCUGGGUUUCUUCACCUUCAACCACACAGACUGCUGGUGGUCUCCUCUCCACCCGUGCUUCGACGGGCUCAACGGUGAGCUGGCUCACGCCUUCCUGCCGCCGCGAGGGGAAAUCCACUUUGAUAACCACGAGUUCUGGAUCCUCGGCAAGUCCAGGUUCAGCUGGAAACAGGGUGUCUGGCUAAAUGACCUGGUCCAGGUGGCAGCUCACGAGAUCGGGCACGCUCUGGGACUGUGGCACUCCCGGGACCCUCAGGCUCUGAUGCACCCCAACGCCACGUACACGGGCCAGAGGAACAUCGCCCAGGACGACGUCUGGGGGAUCCAGAGGCUCUACGGCUGCGUGGAUAAGAAGCGGCUCUGUGACUCGUGGGCCCGGCUAGGUUUGUGCGAGCGGAGGAAGACCUUCAUGAAGAAGAACUGUCCUCUCCGCUGCGACCUCUGCUUUGAGCCCCUGGAAAUCCUCACCACCCCGACGGCGCCGUCGGCCAACAUCAAGGUCAAGACGGUCCCUCGAGGGAGAGUGGUCGGUUUCCGCUGCGGAACAAAGAAGCCCCGCCCUCGGUCCAAAGUCAGCUGGUACAAAGACGGCGAGCGCAUCCUCGCCUCCAUCCCGGGUUACAUCGUGAUGAAGGACAGAGACCUGCGCAUCGUGGCCAACGAGUUCAAUGAGGGCGUGUACACGUGCCGCGUUCACCGUGGGGGCGACGCGGUGUCCGCCAACUCCUGGGCCAUACGACUGAAACCGGACCGGCCGUCUAACAGCUGAUGGCGCCGACAGAAUCAGACGACGGCGAGCGUUGGAUGUCCCGGCAUUUCAGAUCGAUGCCCGCGCUGCUCUGCAGGUGACAGUAGAAUGGCGUCCUCCAGCUGAACUGCUGCAUGCUCAGCUAACGGCGUGAUGACCACCCUGGUGGCGUGGCCUCUGAGCACUUCCUGCUUCUGGGUCUGAGGACGCCUCAGAGGAACAAUAAAGUAACUUAUCUUUCA
Molecule: messenger RNA, 1455 nt
Organism: Oryzias melastigma (Indian medaka)
Lineage: Eukaryota; Metazoa; Chordata; Actinopteri; Beloniformes; Adrianichthyidae
Gene: mmp23bb
Product: matrix metallopeptidase 23bb
Exons: 8
Coding region: 155-1234 (359 amino acids)
Biological process (GO): proteolysis; extracellular matrix organization; collagen catabolic process
Cellular component (GO): extracellular matrix
Molecular function (GO): zinc ion binding; metalloendopeptidase activity
Source: RefSeq, a predicted model, not a curated record